This is a messenger RNA of Closterium sp. NIES-65, 609 nucleotides long. NCBI's taxonomy places the organism in Eukaryota, Viridiplantae, Streptophyta, Zygnematophyceae, Desmidiales, Closteriaceae. The record is from the annotation of a GenBank genome assembly.
AUGUGUGCUGUUGUUGAUAGUGUUGAGGGUGACUGUUACCUGUGUGUUCCGCCUGACCCGGGCAUUGAGACUGAUGCUCUAGGUGCUGGUGAGGCUGUUGCUCUAGGUGCUAGCGCGUCUGCUGCCCCAGGUGCUGGUGAGUCUGCUCUCUCAGGUACCACGUCGGCUCAAGCCUUACACACCUUCACCCUUGACUCGGGUGCUUCCCGCUCCUUCUUUCGAGACCGCACCACACUUACGCCGCUUAGUCGGCCGGUUGCGGUCUCCCUAGCGGACCCCUCUGGGGGUCCUGUCCUUGCUCGCUUCUCCACUGUCUUACCGUGUCCGGCAACCCCCUCUGGCACCCUGUCAGGUCUCUACCUCCCCUCGUUCUCUACUAACUUGGUGAGUGGCGCUGACCUACAGGAUAGGGGGGUUGACCAGUUCACUCCUGCGAGUCAGCGGGUGACCCACUGCACGUGUGCUGGGACAGGGAGAAACUUGGCCACGUUCACCCGUCGGCUGGGGUCGAGCCUGUACGCCCUCACUACUGAGUCUCCUCCAGCUGCUGAGCCUGGUCAGGUCGCUGCGUCGAGUCAGGUGUCUGCUGCAGCGUCUAGUCCUUCCUAA